GUGUUUGCACGUCGGUGCGACGUCAGACGUUGGACCAGAAGUGGCGUGUGAAACUCUCCCCGACUUCCGCUGUGCACGUGUUUAAAGAAAUGUGGACGAUAUAGCUAAUGAAACAUUACUAUCAUUUGUCUCUGUAUGAUUUUAGUGUAUUUAUAACAACAGAAACAUGGGGAAGCUAAAUGUGGUAGUGUUAAGAUACUUAUCUCGCGAUGACUUCAGGGUUCUCACGGCGGUUGAGAUGGGGAUGAAGAAUCAUGAGAUUGUCCCUGUGGGUCUCCUGUCGUCCAUCGCCAGCCUUAAACACGGAGGCUGCAAUAAGGUCCUCAGAGAACUUUGCAAACACAAGCUGGUUGCCUAUGAGCGCUCAAAGACUGUGCAGGGCUACAGGUUAAACUAUGGAGGAUACGACUACCUAGCCCUGAAGACUUUAUCCUCCAGGGAAGUGAUUGUUUCCGUUGGCAACCAGAUGGGAGUGGGUAAAGAGUCAGACAUUUAUAUUGUGGCCAAUCCAGAAGGGGAGCAGUAUGCACUGAAGCUUCACAGACUGGGCCGUACGUCUUUCAGGAACCUAAAAAAUAAAAGAGAUUAUCACAAACACAGGAAGAACAUGUCCUGGCUCUACCUGUCUCGGCUCUCUGCCAUGAAAGAAUUUGCCUACAUGAAGGCUUUGUAUGAAAGAGGCUUUCCUGUUCCCAAACCCGUGGACUACAACAGACAUGCAGUGGUGAUGGAGCUCAUCAAUGGAUAUCCACUGUGUCAGGUUCACAAGCUGCAGGAUCCUGCAGCUCUCUACAGUGAGUUCAUGGAGCUUAUUGUCAAACUGGCCAAUCACGGCCUGAUUCAUGGAGACUUUAAUGAGUUCAACCUUAUGUUGGAUGACGAGGACCACAUCACCAUGAUUGACUUCCCUCAGAUGGUUUCUACUUCACAUGCCAAUGCUGAAUGGUAUUUCGACCGUGACGUAAAAUGUAUCAGAGAUUUCUUUGCAAAGCGGUAUAACUAUGAGAGUGAGCUGUAUCCAACAUUUAAAGACAUCAGACGCUCGUGUUCAUUAGAUGUGGAGGUUUCAGCCAGUGGCUUUACUAAGAACAUGGAGAAGGAUAGUGAACUGCUUCACCCAGCUGGACCUGAAGGAGAGGAAGAUGAUGAAGAGGAGAGCCAUGAUGAUGAAGAGACAUCAGACAAGGAAGACGAAGAUCAGGAGACUGUUUACUUGGAGGAAUAUAAACAUGCAAUGCUAGAACUGGAGGGGCUGAAAGUCACUGACACACACCAAGUGACACAAGACCGAGGACAGGAGAAAACUGAAGAAACUGUAAAAGGGGAACAGAAAGAUACUCAAACAUUUUUCGAUGAUGCGUGGAGAGACUUAGAAGAGGAGGAGCUGAAGGAGGUAGAGGACGAGUGUCCAGAGCUAGAAGAUCUUUCUGCCGCCAACAAAGAGUUCAAACCCUUUAGAGACUCUGACAGUCUCCUACAAGUCACUGAACACAGGAGAAGACGGAUGGACAGUGAGGCCACAGUGGGCAGCACAGGAAGCUGCUCUACGAUACCACCUGAGGUGAUCCGUCAGAAAAUAAAGAAGCAGCUUACCAAGCAACAGAAGGCAGCACAGAGAAGACGGCUGCAGAAGGGAGAGGCCAACCUGGUGACUAAGUCCAGGAGGGACAACCAGAGUAACAUCAAGUCUAGUAUGGAGAGUGCUGACUUCUGGGGAUAAAUAGCACUGCAGUGAAGUUAAUCUCAACUUGUUUGGUGAUUGCCAUAUACCAUGAUGUUAGCGUUGAUGACAAAAAUGAACACACCUAGGUGGGAACAGCUUAGAACAUUUUUAUAUGGAUUGUGGAUUGUUGUUCUCAACCCUAAAAUAAAUAUCCAUGUAAAAAAAUAAAUAAACCAAAACCUUCAUGUAUAACA
Molecule: messenger RNA, 1917 nt
Organism: Cynoglossus semilaevis (tongue sole)
Lineage: Eukaryota; Metazoa; Chordata; Actinopteri; Pleuronectiformes; Cynoglossidae
Gene: riok2
Product: RIO kinase 2 (yeast)
Exons: 10
Coding region: 167-1720 (517 amino acids)
Biological process (GO): maturation of SSU-rRNA; protein phosphorylation
Cellular component (GO): cytosol; nucleus; preribosome, small subunit precursor
Molecular function (GO): protein serine/threonine kinase activity; ATP binding
Source: RefSeq, a predicted model, not a curated record